Sinocyclocheilus rhinocerous is the source of this 1930-nucleotide messenger RNA. Its product is annotated as zinc finger Ran-binding domain-containing protein 2-like. Lineage: Eukaryota; Metazoa; Chordata; Actinopteri; Cypriniformes; Cyprinidae. Gene Ontology annotation, biological process: RNA processing. The record is from RefSeq and is a predicted model, not a curated record. The coding region runs from base 186 to 1193 and encodes 335 amino acids. The transcript is spliced from 9 exons. Gene Ontology annotation, molecular function: RNA binding; lipopolysaccharide binding.
AGCCAAUUAGAUUAUGAGCCGCAACCCGUGAGUCUUUCGGUGUAGCAAACGGAUUCCUGCUCUUUCACACUCUGUAAAGUGUUUUUGCCAUAUUUUAGGUUCAAACGCUAGUGUUGGUGUUAUACUCAUAAGGAGUUCAACCUUUCUCUGACGGAUUUGUGGCGGGGGCACCUAAGAGGACGAACAUGUCGGGAAAGAGUUUUCGCGUUAGCGACGGAGACUGGAUUUGUCCCGAUAAAAAGUGUGGAAAUGUCAACUUUGCUAGAAGAACGAGUUGUAACAGAUGUGGCAGGGAUAAAACAACUGAAGCAAAGAUGAUGAAAGCAGGGGGAACAGAGAUUGGAAAGACCCUGGCUGAGAAGAGCAGAGGUCUCUUCAGUGCCAAUGAUUGGCAGUGCAAAACAUGUGGCAAUGUAAACUGGGCCAGAAGAUCAGAGUGCAACAUGUGUAACACUCCUAAAUAUGCCAAACUGGAGGAAAGGACAGGAUAUGGUGGAGGGUUCAAUGAGAGAGAGAAUUUAGUCUACAAUGAGCGAGAGGAGUCUGAUGGCGAGUACGAUGAAUUUGGGCGCAUAAAAAAGAAGUAUCGUGGAAAAAGCAAGAAGCACACUGAAAAAAAAGAGGAACCAAAAAAAAAAAAAGAUGAUGAUGAUGAUGAUGACGACGACGAUGAUGAAGAUGGAGAUCUUUCAAAAUACAAAGUUGAUGAUGAUGAUGAGGAUGAAGCAGAUUUGUCCAAGUACGAUUUGGAUGCUAGUGAGGAGAAGAAAGGGAGUCGCUCCGGCUCCUCACGGUCAUCAUCUCGCUCGUCCAGUUCAAGUUCCCGGUCUAGGUCCAGAUCCCGGUCCAGGAGCUCAUCCAGUUCCAGAUCUCGCUCUCGCUCCAGGUCCAACUCCAGAUCCAGCUCCAGAUCAGGAAAGGGCUCUGCUUCCUCAAAUAAGAGGUCUCGCUCCCCUUCGUCAUCGCCUGAGGGAGGCCAGAAGAGGAGUUGUUCCAGGUCCUCCUCUGGUGGCCGCAAAAAAAGACGCGCACGAUCGCACUCGUCUGAAAGGUUUGGUGUAACACAUGGUGGCCUGGAUACCAGGCGUCCUUCUGCAUUAUACACAGGGCUCCGUGAUAACAAUACAUUUUUGAAACAAUGUGACAAAAUUGUGCUUUUCUCUGUACAGUACAUUUUUUAUGCUUUGUUUUGAUUUCAAGAACCAAAUCUUUUAAUCGGUCAUGGUCUUUCUCUUUGUCUCUUUCUAUCUCUUUGUAGGUGCAGAGGCUCAUCUGGAUCAUCCCACUCUGGCUCAAGCUCAAAACAGAAAUGAUUAACAAAAAAAACAAAUCUUUCUAGAACUGCAUGUUUUUUUUUGUUUUUUUUGUUUUGAUUUUUAAACUCCAGUUUUUUGGGGCUAUUGCAACUACUCAAACUGUUUGAAUUCACAUUGAUUUCUAUGAAAAAAAUACUUGCGCACUUGUUCACAUAACCUCUUCUCGAAAGUUUUCUGCCUUUUUUAUUUUUUUUAUAUAACAUCUAGCCAGAUCUCUUAACAGUAUAACUCGAGGUGUAUAGUCUGUAGUGUCAGUGGGUUUAUAGAGAAAUAACAUCAAGUCUGUGACUGAUUGGCACAUAUCUUCUGGACAUCAACCAUUUUGAUGGGAAAUUAUGCAAAUUACAUUGCAGAAAUAGUUGUAUUCAUCUAUUGUCAGACAUUAUUGCCAUCAGAACAACCAGUUCAUUAACAAAACAUUUGUUAAUUUAAAAAAAAAAAUACUUGGAUGCUGGUUUUAUGGUUCUUGUAUAUGAAACACCUCACAAGCAAUGUUGAUGGCGUAACCACGUCAAGCAAUGCCAGCAUCUAAUAGAGAGCCUCUGAGGUGUAACAUUGUCUUGUCUAAUUGUGCAUUAAAGGUAAGUAUGUUUUUUUUUCUAUGCUUGUAGAGA